Molecule: messenger RNA, 3421 nt
Organism: Epinephelus fuscoguttatus (brown-marbled grouper)
Lineage: Eukaryota; Metazoa; Chordata; Actinopteri; Perciformes; Serranidae
Gene: calcoco1a
Product: calcium binding and coiled-coil domain 1a
Exons: 15
Coding region: 243-2201 (652 amino acids)
Source: RefSeq, a predicted model, not a curated record
AAUUCCGCGGUGUAAGUGAAGCUGUCAUGCUUGUGUUUUGCUUUGGCUUUUUUGUUAUUGUUUCGGGUUAGUGGAGCAACUGAGCCCGAAGAGGAAAAACGCGUCUGUGUUUCUCAUGUUUUUGUUGUCUUGUCACGCAUAGUGACUCCUGUAUCUGAUACAGAGACGGCUCGUUUAGACCGUUUUCAGAGAAGUGAGGGCGAUAAAAGGUGCAGAAUAGCCUGCCUUUCUUGUGUGUUGCCAUGGAAAAGGCUUGGCUGGUGGAGUUCAGAAACGUGGGCUGCAGUUACUUCCCUCAGAGCAGAGUCGACUGCCACUACACACUGAGCUCACAGCACAACUGGGCCAGCAAUGACUGGAUAGGGCUCUUCAAGGUGGGAUGGUCGUCAGUGAAGGACUACCACACAUUUGUUUGGGCAUUGGCCCCGGCCGACUAUCAAGAGGGCACAGAUGUCAACUGCUGUGUGCACUUCCAGGCCUCCUACCUACCCAAGGCCAGCUCCGAAGAGUAUGAGUUUGCAUAUAUCGAUGCUAAGGGGGAAGUGUGCUCCCGCAGCUCUAAAUUUACUUUCUGCGCUCCAAAGCCACUUGAGGAUCUGGUGACCCUUGAAGAGGAGCCCCAUGGAGAGGAAGAAGGCACAGAUAUGUUGCUGGUAGUGCCCAGGGCCGAACUGCUGCAGAGUCGACUGCAGGAAUGUCUGCGAGAGCGCGCUGAGCUGCUGCAGGCGCUGGAGGCAGCAAACAGGCAGAGGGAGAAAGAGAAGGAGGAGUACAGGAGGGCGAGAGACGCCUGGGACAGGAGACGCAAAGAAAUAGAAAGUGAUAUCACCAGACUGCAAGGAGAGCUGAAGCACAGUCGAGAAAAGAUUCACGAGAUGGAGAUGGAGCAGAAGGAGCAGCAGGCGUUUGGAGAAUCACUAGCCCAGGAGAAAAGUGCUUUAUUGGAUGCAAGGGAGGCGAGUGAAAUGCGAAUCAAAGAGCUGGAGGAGGAUAUCAAAACCCUGACUCAGAGAACUGUGGAGAGAGAGACAGAGUUGGAAAGGAUGAAGGAAAGAGCAAAGAGGGCAGGAGCUCAGAGAAAAGAGGAGGAGAAUGAAAGAAAGAGCCUGCAGACCAAACUGGAACAGACAGAAGGUGAACUUCGAAGUCUGUCCAAGGAGUUUCAGGGCCUGAGGAAUUCACUGGCCCAGAGAGACACAAGUGUCCUGCAGCUCCAAAACAGCAUCACCACCCUCACCCAAAAGCUCACCACUGCCCACAGGAAAGAGGCUGAGAACGAGGCCACACUGAAGGAGAUGCGGGCCCUACGGGAGCGUCUGAACACGACCGAGCGUGCUGCAGAGGGCUUGAAGAGUGAUCUAAGUGCCAUGGUGGCCCAGAGGGACCACGGCCAGGCUGAGUUGCAUCAGGCUCGUCUGCAGGCUGCCCAGCUCACCCUGCAGCUUGCAGAUUCCAGUCUGGCCCUGAGAGAGGGAAGAGCCCGCUGGGCCCAGGAGAGGCAGACCCUGCAGCGCUCUGCUGAGAAGGACCAGGAGCGUCUGGAGAAACUCAACACAGAGAUGCAGAGGAUGGAGGAGAGGCUUCAGGAGGAGACAAUGGAGAGAGUGAAGCUGGACGUCGAGCUCGGGAGAGAAAAGGAUUGUAACCGGGUUCAGCUGAGUGAAACCCGCAGGGAGCUCCAGGAGCUCAAGGCCAGUCUGAGGGUGGCCCAAAAAGAGAAGGAGCAGCUACAUGCAGAGAAACAGGAGUUGAUGGAGUACAUCUGUCAGCUGGAGCAGAAGAUGGGAACAGCGGCCAGUGCCAAGUGGAGCGCUGCCCCGAGUGCCUCUACAGGGCGGCCCGGCAGUGCGUUAUCUGACUCUGAGGACGAGAACCCAGAGGCUUUGCAGCCCCUCCGUCCACCAAGACCUCUGGGGCACUACAGCCUAUGUGAGCAGGGCCAGCCGGACUCCUUGCUCCUUGCCACCCCUCCUCCCUCCCCCAGGGAAGUGGAGAGGAGCGCAGUGGUCAUCAACCAGCCAGCCCCGCUCUCCUCGCCCCACCAGGCUGACGCUGACACUCUGGCGCACAGCUCUGAUUCGGAGGAGGAAUCUGAUACACUUCAGUGUGGAAGGCACAGCUCUGGAGAGGAAACAGCACUUUUGCUGCCUGAGCACACGGACACUGUUCUCAGUGAUCUGGCCGACACCUCACUAUGGUAACCAGUGGACAUCCAGCCACGGCCACAGCGAACAAAAAAAGGAGAAGGAGGACGGUGUGGUUCCACGUAACUUCCACUAACAAGCACAUAUACAGCUCACUCACCACACAGACAAAAUGUUAAUAUGCAAUUUACAUCGUAUCUGCCGUGAACCUCGGUUUUCCCCUCCUAGACUGUUGUGUUUUUUUAGCUGUUUUGUUGUUAGGAAUGACAUAAUGCUCAUGGUGGCUGACAUAAGACUGUUGCACAGUUUGAAGCAGCGUGCUUUUGGGGCAUGGGCUCUGGCGUUUGAGAGUUCGCAGGUUGUAGCAGAAUGAUUUCUGUUGAAUCAUUGCUAUGUCGAGAGCUUUACGAUGGAUGUUAUGUCGUUUUUAUGACAUUUGUGAUUAGGAGUCAUGACAGGCACUGUAAUUAUGAUGUUUUGUGCAGGCCCGGCUCCACUGGAAAUCAUGGCAAAACUCUAUUCCAGCAUUAAAUUCUCCACAGCAGCUUUGAGCGCUAUUCACGGCAGCAUAAAGUAAUGAUACAGCAUCAUGCUAGAAUUAUAUUGCAGUAAUGUAAGUCUAUGACAUCAUAUUUCUCCUCCAUUUACUCAGAAGUAAGAUUUGAUAUGCACUUUCUUGCACGCGUUAGCAGUUGAUUGUUGUCAUGCAGAUGCAGUUAAGGAGAUUUAGUGACGCAGAGGCGCGCUAUAAGAUGGACAAGCAUUUGAAAUAGAAAGCUUAUUGAACAGAUUGUGUUUAAAAGCUAUUAAAUAGAUGCCAGAUGCAACUUUCUACUUUAGUAACGUCAUAUCAUCAUUAUUAUAAAAAUGAACGCUCGUAAGCUUUUCACUAUGGAUCAGCUGCGGUUUUUACACGUUAACGAUCCUGGAUUUUACAUUACAAAAUUAUUGAAAUGCUAAUUUACUAGCUGGCCAUUUGGAUAUUUAGUGUUUGUUACGGUUUGUAUUGUACAGAAAUCUUCAUGCAGUUCUAAAUUUGUGCCUAAAACAAUGAAAAUAAGGAGUCAAAGAAAAUCAUCUUUAUAGAUCCUGACACCAUGACAUGGUGUUGGUAUUUUCCCUCAGCCCUAUGGCAAUAUACUGCCUAAUAAAAAUUGCUGCCUACCUUUUAAUCAAUACUGUAUGCAUUUUUCAUGAUUUUCUAUUUAUAAUUAACUUGAGUUAUGCUGCAAUGAAACUAUAUUCAGGUUUAGUUUGUGUUUGGGUUUUUUUUUUUU